CGUGGUUGGAGCCAUGUUUGGUGGCCGCUUCCAAGAUGGCGGGUAGGUGAUGAAUUCCGAUGAGGUAUUCGUCGCGUUUCAUUACUUAUUCUUAGUUUCUUUUCAGAUAUACGAUUCCAUAUAGAAAGCACUGACGGUCCAGAAGAGGAGGACCAAGAUGACGGUAUGUUUCUUUGCAGUAGCGCCCCACGAUUAGCCGCUGGGAGAGUUUAAAAAGCGGAAAGCAGUAAAUGUUACCGUAUUACCCAAUAUCUUGAUUUGCAUUUUACAGAAGGGUACGAGAUGGAUCAAGAAGAGUCAUCUCUGCAAAGUUAUGCCUCUGCAGAGGAACCUCUUAGUCCAAUAAUCAGAAUGGAGCGUUUUAUGCUGAGCGACAUCAUUGUAAAUAGGUAAGAUGCUUCGUCGUAUCAUUUCUCCUACGAAUGCACGUGUGAUCAAACUGUCCUUUCUUCCUGUCCUCAGCGUUCCUUGCAUUUCUUGUUGAUAUGUUCAGCUUUAAUCAAGAGCAUGACCUGCAAUUGAUUUUGUAGACAAAUGGCGGCAAGGUGUUGUCAGGACGCUUUGAGAGCUAGUAAAACUAAGGAAGAAGUUUAUCAUGUUUUAAGACUCAUGGUUCGCCUGUCCGACGACAUUGGUGAGUGUUAUGUGCUCUAGUUUUGCGUAAUCAUUAAACCCAAUAUUCGUAUAUAUCAAGUGUCUAGAAAUUUAUGUUUGUAAAUUGUUGUUGACUAUCAAGUUCAACUUCGUAAAAAGUCGAUAUAUUCACUUUCGUGUAGUUUAAGCGUAGUUUCUAUUUUACGACCGUUCUUAAUAGACCUUUGAGCCCGACGUCGACCGUGGGAUGAAACUGUGCUUCGCUUACAUGGUUAAUUUUCUUGCGUCCUCGCAAAAAUUUAUGCUCUUUGUGGUUCGGGAAGGCAUUUUAUUUUGUCCUGGGACCUAAUACGACUUUGGCAAAAUGCAUUCUUCUCUUUUUAAGACGAUCAAGAAAAUAAAAGUGCACUAAAAUGGCUGCCCUAGCUGUUGGUUGGUGCCUAGAUAGCCUAUAUAAGCUUAAUGUAAUUAAUUUUUGAGGUAGUUAAGAUCAGCUAUAGAUUGCCGUCGUUUGAAACAUUUUUAGCUUUUAUAGAAUUUUAUAGAAUAGACUGUGAAUUUUCUAUUUUCAGCAAUGUUUACAUCUCUUGCUGAGAAAAUUCACUGUACUAACUUUUAAGUGUACUGUUGAUUUAAAGUAAAAAACUGCAGGUUGUCAUAAAAUGUUAAAUUAAUGGCUGAAAAUUUGCAAACUAACGUUGUGCAUGUUUGAUGCUUUAAUGUCUAAUUUGACAAUACUAAUGAACAAAAUUGAUUAAGCUUAAAGUAAAAAAGUGUUUUUGAAUUAAUUUGGUUAGUAAAUAUUAUUUUGGGCAGACUCCCUGACUUCUAUCUUUUUUUCAUUUUAUUGUCUUUGUAUUGGUUUUAGGUAAAAUUAGGCAAUUGCAAUUAUUAGGCAGUGUAGUAGUUAAAAUGGAGUUUCCAGGAAAUUAAAUUUUAUUAGUUUUUACAACUUCUCUUUUUAGUUUGUGAAAAUUGACCUUGAGUUGUUAUUUAUUUUGUUUAUUUUUUCAUGUUGCAUACUGUCUAGCAUAUAUUUAGUAUUGUAAGUUGUUAGCUUUAUUUGUUUAAAAAGUUUUGUGUUGCAGAUAGAUUGUUAGAAAGUAAUGAAAAUUUCUUGAUCAUUUAAGUGUACAUUCAGUCGGCAAAUUUUGAGGUGAUUUAGAUUCCAUUUUGAAGGUAAUUCAGGGUGCAAAGAAAAUCAUUUUUACAGCUUGCCAUUUGGGCAAGCUGAAGCUAGCAUUUACUAGCCCAGAUGUCAUUUCAACUAGCCCCAAAACCUUUUUGGCUAGCAGAAUUGAUUUCAAAGUUCUUCUGUUAUUCAGAUUCCUCAAAAAACAUCACUAGCCCAUCGGGCAAGUUAAAAACAGAAUUCACUAGCCGGAUAGCAAAAUCCACUAGCCCCGGGCCAUGGAACACUACUCUCUUUGCACGCUGUAGUUUUAAUAAUGAAAAUGCAAGUUUGUUAGAAACCUUUGAGUAGGGCAAGAAACCAGGAAAAGAUAAUUGAAGAAAAUUGUCGGCUGUAGUUAUACAAAUGGUUGAAGUUUUGUAUAUGAAAUCAUUCAAGGUAAAAAACACUCAGGGCUAGUUAUUAAAACAGAGUUCAAACAGUGUUUGUCAAAACAGCAUUCUAGAACCUUUUUCAAUUUUACCAAUCCUGACAUUUAAACAUUUUUUGCUGGCCUGUUGAUCAUAUGAUAAAGGCUUACAGCCCAGGCUGAAAAACCCAUUUUUCAACUUAAAAUGCACCACGUAAGAACAAAUCGCUGGGGCCAAUUUUUUUUUGCUCAGGUUUCAACUUUGUUCAAAUAACCAACCAAUAGAAAUAGAAAAGUGUGGGAAAAUCUUCAUCUGUAGUCCUUUCUUGCUCCUUCUGAUUAACAUAAUAUAGCCAUUCUGAUUGCAUGGAUUAUUACGGUACAUUCAUUGAAAUUUGUAAACAAGAUACUGUGCAAUUAGUCAAUUUUGAUUGCAUUUUUCCAACAUCAAUUUUGCACAUGCGAAUAAUUCUUCAAAACCCUUGAAAGGGGACAGGGUUUCUAUUGACUGAUGCAUAACUGAGGAUAUCGAUAAGCUUUGAAUGAAUUUUUGUUUAAUUAUUUCUAUUUACAGAAAAAAGUAACCAACCAAUCUGAGUGAAGUAGCGGACACUAGUGCUCAUUAAAAGCGCUGUACAGGAUAAGACGUAAAAGAGUCUCAGAAAUAAUUUUCAUAACAAUUUAUGUGACUGUAUUGCCAAAAAGUUUUCAGUUUGAAUUGUGAUAUUGUAUCUUUUGAGUACAGACUCCACUGUCAAACAACUGUCAUGUCAUUUGAAGGACUGGUAAAUAGGAUGCUGCUGAUGGUAAAAACUAUUUAUGAUUUGCUUUUCUUUGGAUUGCUUUUAGAGCCAUCUGUAAGGGUUGAGCUUAUGGAACAGGUUCCACAUGUAGCAGUUUACUGCUAUGAGCAUUAUUCCAUGAUGGAGGCAGUACCGCAGUACAUCCUGUUCAUUGUGUUGCGAUUUUUGACUGACUCCAACAAUCAGGUACUGUAGUUAGGUGUGUUGUCCAGAGUUCAUUGUUGCAUUAAAUUAUUAUAAGUGUUAUACCCCUGUUUUAUCGCUCAAAGUUUACUAAGGUCUCAAUGCAGUAGUUUUUGUCCCACCCAUUAAGCCUGGUUCUCGCAACUCUUGCAAGUGGAAGUCUAGAGACGUGUUGGGGGGAGAGUAUUUGGCUUCAAAAAUUUCUUACUGGUGAUGUAGAUUACUUUUGAAUCUGGUCAACGAGCACAGAUUGGUUGACAUAGUAAUUCUGUUCUUUUAGCUAUCAUUUACAAAUGAAAGACAAAAGGUUGCAAUGAUCAAGUAUAAACACCAUGAAUUUACUAUUUUUGGGCCUGAAUCGCAGAAGUCUCUCCUGCAAAACAUCCCAAGUGGAAAGGAGCGAGGAGAAUUGGCUGUGUUUGCAGCCUAGAGGUAAACAAAUCACAGUGCAUAGGAACAAGCAUUGUGAUUGGUUUGUCGUUACACUUCUGCCUGUGACUCUAAUGAUCUGGUGUUCAAUAGAUUGUAGGAAGCAGAUUUGUGAGCAGAAAAAUGAAUGGGAACAUUCUGAGUCUCUCAACUCUAGUGCUAUUGAGCUAAUGACCUUGAUCACAAAUCUCCUGUUGGAUUUUAACUAGCUAUAAGCUCUGUCAUGACUUCAGCCUCUGUUGCUGGCAAUACCAGCCUUCAGAAUAAGAACUAUUAUGACAGUAAUUUUGAUCGCAUUAAAAUGUUUGAUGCAACUUGUGAAUACCCUCAUUAUUAGUAUUUGCCAGUAAAAAAAAGCCUGUCGUUAUGUAGCCCAAAAUGUUUUUGUACAAAACAGAAAAAAAUUGCCCAUUUGUAUAUUAAAUUACUGUGAAAAUUGAUUGCUAUAGAAUAUUUUUCUAAAGUGUCUGUCUUUAUUACCUAGGUGCGCAAAACCAGCCAGGCAGCACUUUUAGUUCUUUUAGAACAAGAAGUUGUGGAAAGAGGUGACCUAGAAGUUUUACAUUAGUUUGUAAACAUGUACAAAUAGCCCUGGAAGUGCUGUUUGCAGGGCUAUUUUUAAGACUUUAUUAAAGCAUUCUUUGUUAUGAUGACAAUUAGGCCACUAUGAGCAAACACAACAAUUUUCAUAUCAAGUAAGUGUCACUGAGGGAAACCUGACCCUGACCCCUGUUGUAUGAAACACUGUUUUAGAGUCAACUCCCUCUAUAGGGGAAAUUUUAAGGACCUCGCAUUAGUGUCCUCAUUGGUGAGAGUCUGUAACAGCUGCAGUUUAAUGCAGUCAAAUGUCUUUCAUUUUUGCCUGGGAUUUACAGAGAUGUCACUAAGAUAUCAAGGUGCUGGGUAAAUACAGCAAGUAGGCGGGGACUAAAUUAGCUGGGGAUAUUAUUUGGUUCUAUUUUUCUUAUAUUUUUCUUUGAAAGUAGCUGGGGGCCACAUCCAUGGUAACAUGGGGGAAAAUCACCGGCCCCCAGCUCUUAAUGACAGCCCUGGAGAGUCCGUAACAGCUGGAGUUUAUUGCAGUCAAACAUUUGUAUUUUAUUUUUACAUGGGAUUUACAGGGAUGUCACUAAGAUUUCAAGUUAUCGGGUAAAUACAUGUACAACAAGUAGGCGGGGAAUAAAACAUCUAGGGAUCAUAUUUUUUGGUUCUAUUUUUCUUCUAUUUUUCUAUCAAAGUUUCCGGGGGCCAUGUUCGUAGUAGCCUAGGGAAAUGACUGGCCCCCGCCUCUAAAUGACAGCCCUGGAUUUAGCUGCUGUCUUUAUUAUCGGGUUGUCUGUUAUAGCAGGGUGUUCACAAAGCAAGAUUUGACUGUAUAAGCAUGAAGAAGCUUGAAAAGUAAAUUAUUAAUACACAAAUCACUCAAUUUGUGCAAAAGUAUUUAUUAAUUUCUGAGCUUUUCUCAGUGCUCUAUGGUAUUGUUUUUCUUAUUAUUAUUUAUUUUUUUACGUUGAAGAUUGUAUUUGCAUGUGCAUUUCAUAUAAAGAAUGAGAACACUGGUUUUUUCAUUUCACACUUGACAAUGACAACUUGUUGUAGUCAAAAAUUGUGUUUUAGAGACAAUUUUUCUCAGAAAAAGUUCUAAGUAUUCAUCUACAAGACACGCCCAGAGUUUUUCUGGAAUUUUGACUUUUUUCACACACAUUGUACUUUUAUCUGUUUUUUUUUUUACAGAGGAUGUUGAAGAACAAGUAUGCCCUGUUUUACUGCAGCUCACAGCAGGGGAAAGCAAUGAUGAUUACAGAUCUGAAGCAGUUGCUGUAAGUUUUUGACAAUGAUCGAGCCAUGAAUGCAUGUGUUUUACCUUAACCCCUUUAUGCCCCAAUAUCCACAUACAAAUUCUCCAAACUGAUCUCCACACAUUUCCUUUAAGAAUUAGUUGAGAGAAUUUGUUUGAAGAUCAAAGCAUUUCCAUGAGAUGAUUACUUUAAUAAUUCUCACAACAUUUUCUCCUGAUUAUGUAUUGAUAUUAACAGGAGAAAACUGACUUUGAUCACUCUCGGGAGUUACAGGGUUAACAAGUUAAGUACAUAGGUGCAAGACCCAUCCGCUUUUUAUCACUAAUGAUGGAUUGAAUAAGGCUGUAAUGGACUCCUGUUCUAAUAUCAAACUCUCCCUUUGAUUCAUAAGAAUAAAAAAGAUGAAAAUUGUACUUAGAAUCUAGUGGUUUAUCAAACGUCCCUUGGCUGUUUAUUCAAGGCAUCACUUAAAAAGGUAGUCCAAAAUGUCUUUGUUCUGAACCUUUAACUCCUGAAAUGUUUCUUCUUUCUUUAGUUGAUGAGUAAGAUGGCUCCACUUGUUGGAAGAGACAUUGCAGAGCGCUACUUUUUACCUAGAUUUGAGGUUCUCUGCUCGGAUCCUCUUUUUCAUGUCAGAAAGGUGAGGGCAAAUAAUAAUUAUGUUGGUAUUGAAUGAAAUUUGCGAGGUUUAGCCGCCAAGUUCAUAACACUGGGAAAUUAAGAUCUUGAGGUCAGAAUUCAAGCCAUACUGUCCCAUUGUUUCCAUAGGCAAGAAAUUUGCUCCACUUUGUCACUCUUCACCCAGGUUUAUAAAUGGGUGCUGGCGACACACUGUUGGAGGUCACCCUGUGGUAGACUAGCAUCCCUCCAGGGGGUGCAGGGGGUAGAGUAGCAAUACUCCUGGUACUUUGUGCUACAAAAAUAGGGUUAACACUUGCUGCCCACACCUCCGCCCACUUUAAUGAAAUUAACAUCUGGUCAAUCUGUCUUAAAGGUGUGAAAAACAUCUGCUUACCCGAAUAUUUUUGACUCAGGGAAUUCAAAACAGUAGCUAAUAUAUUUUCAAUCAUUUUUUCUCUGAAAAACUAGCACAAGCUUAUUAAUAUUUCUUUGAUGGAGUAAUAGCAGCUGAAGUUUCAUUUUAAUAUUAUUACUGGCCACAAAAACUAGAAAGCAAAACUUAUGCAAGAAAGAGUAUAUUAACUAGGGAAUCAGUCACCUCUCAUUUGCCGUAGGGCGUCAAAACUAGUCUUCAGACCUGUAAAUAGGAAAGAACUGUGUUAGACAAAUUGUGUUAGAACAAUCAGAAAUACUUUCAGAUUCUGGCUUUGUUACAUUUAAUCUGCUAUACACAAUAUAAAAAUAUCAUUCCCUCACGAAACUUAUUGUAAUAAAUGUACCAUUUUAAUUAGGUCUGUGCAUCAAACUUUGGUGAGAUGUGUAGUGUGCUGGGACCGGAAGUAACAAGUGAUCGAAUGGUAGGUUUCUUCAAAUUCCAUGCAUAUGAAUUAUAUGAAAUUAUAUUUUUAUUGAAGCAGGAAGAUUUCAAAUGUUUGGUCAAAAGAACCUAUAAGUAUUAUAAUAAUUUCUACCAAAAAUUAUGUUAUAUACUUAUGUGCCCAACUAAAGUUUACAAGACACUCUUAUGCAGGGUUUGAGCUAGGAUUUGAUCACUGGGGGACAAUUUGUCCCCUUGGCUAAAAUUUUAGGGGACAUUUUCAUUUUUAGGGGGACAGAAAUUUGUACACCCUUUGCUGAUGCAAAGGGUUUGUCGUCUUAGCAGGGCUUCUGAUAGGUCUCGGAAGAAAAAGGCAAAUUUUGCGGGAUUUUUAGGGACAAAUUCGUGGAAAAAUCGGCCGAUUUCGCGGGAGUUUUCGGGGCAAACUUCACCGAAAAGCAUUCCGUAAAAAACAGCCAAUUUUGUGGUUAUUUUCAAGGCAAAUUUCGCUAGAAAUCGAUCGGUUUUGCACUGAUCAGACCAGCCUUUUUAACGUUUUUCUAACAGAGGUCAUCAUUUGCCCUUUUUAACAACAAAACGCUCCAGAAAUGAACCAAUGGCAAAGCCUUUAACAUCAUGGCUAGUGCCCAGUUUUUGACAACAUAAUCUGUUUGCACGUUUCAGUGACGGAGUUCCAAGAUACUUUUGCAAGUUUACGGCAAGUAAAUAGCCCGUAUAGCUGAAAUAAGUUUCAAUUAUGUUGUACAGACAUGUAUUUGAUAAGAUUUCUACUGAAUUUCGCGGUAUUUUUCGUGUUUUUUGGAAUUUCGCGGCUCCGCGACCGCGCAAAAUAUCAGAAGCCCUGUCUUAGAUUUCCGACAAAAAUAGCAGUAGAGCGUGACUGAAACGUAACUUUAGAAUGAACUUUAAACGUACGAUAAAAUAUACUUUCCACGUUCUGUUUCAGCUUGCAAUUUCUGUACUGAAAUAAAUCUUUUCGUGUGUGCUUCCUUUCCGAGUUUUUUUCCUAAAUUUUGAAGGGGACAAAUUGUCCCCUUGGCCAUUUUUUAAAGGGACAAUUCUAAUUGCAGGGCGGGAUUGGCACAAUGACGCGGCCUGGCUCAAACCCUGCUUAUGUGCAUUCAAAAUAGUUAUUAUUAGCGUACGAUGCAAAUUGUUCUUCCUUUUCACUGGCCGAGAGCCCACCAUGUGACCUGCAGAUAACUGCCUACAAAUAAUGGUCUGCUCAUGCACAAUGUCAUCCAACUGUGUUUGGCUGCAAAGAAUAUUCUGCUCAUGCGUAAAUGAAAGCACGUUUUCCUCCUUCUUGAGAUCGCUCUUGCCUGAAAAUGGCAGCUUCCCAAAGAAAUUUAUCAAAAAACGAACUUGGUGACUGUUUAUUAUUAAUAAUUGUUAUUGAACUUGGUUAAUGCAGAAUAAAUUAUUGUGAUUUGUCAGAUCAAUCAUUUGCCUUCGGCUUCGGCAAAUAAUUGAUCUGCUCACCACUGACAAAUCCCAAUAUUUUGCUCAACCUCGUCCAAUAAUUGUUAAAUAUUAUUGUUAUUUGGUUUCUAUUUUACCUUUUUAUUGCAAAAAGUUGCCCGUAUUUUUCAAGCUAUGUCAAGAUGGCGUUUGGGGUGUAAGAAAGGUGAGUGUCCCAUUAAGUUAAAAAGUUUUAUUGAUUUUUUGGUUUAAAGAUGUUCCAGUUCUGUUGUGUUUAAUUUGUAUCCAUAACUUUACUCUGUAUAGAAAGUUAUAAGUUGGAUCAAUAACUAAAUUCUCCCUAGAAUAUAAACUUAGAGUUGAUAAAAAUAAAUCUUAAAGGAACAGUAUCCCGUUACUGCGCAUGCACCAAACUUUGAUUUUUGGACAGGAUGUCGCGAAAUCAAAAGAUGUGAGGAGAGUAAGAGAAUCUUGAAAAAUCCGUUUGCAUCGCGAUUGGCCGGGUUCAAUACAACACUAAAACUUCUCAGGAUUACAGAUCAAUGAUAUAUUGUUCCUGUUAAGUUUCUAUUUGGGCAAAAUCUGGAUUUUUUGGCGUUACUUUUAUUGCCGUUGGCCGGAGGACCAAAAGAUUGGAAGCACUUUGAUGCCGAUUGAAGGCUUAUUUCUUCUGCUAGCUUCCAUACAAGCUCAGAUAAUUGUGAAAGGAAUACGCAGAAAUGAAACAGCAACAAUAAAGACUGUAAGAAAGAAACCGUUGAGACAUUGAUGUGACUGAGGAGAUCUUGUGGAGGGGAGCUUCGUGAAGCAGAAUGUUUUGCAACGACGCGUUAGUAAACUUUUAAAUGAAUCUCCCUACGGCCGACAAAAUCAAACAAACAGGCGCUACAUGUUUUGAAAAACUAGUGACAUGAAAUCAUAAUAUCAUUUUUGACUAACCUUUGUGAUGAUUCAUAGCGUUGAGAUUGCAUUUUUAUUUAUGUCUUUCAAACGUUUGAGGCUAGAACGCGAGCAAAUCAGGCAGAUAUUACUGGACUUGGAGCGAUUGACCUCUGACACGAGUUUCAAAUUAGAAAAUAUGUUUUUAAAGCGAGCGGAACGAGAUUUUCGGGUCGCGAGGCGGCCCAGCUAGCGAUAAAAUCGCGAUGAGUCUUCGAACCGCGAGCCAAAUUUUUAUAUAAGACGAAAGACUUCUUCGAAAGUCUAAAAUAUUACUUGAGAAUAUAAACAACAAAUCUCUGUCGGCGGUGCGGUCCGGAAGGAAAACUUGUCGAGUCAAUUUGACAGUUCUAUUGUCUUUUGAAGAAAAAACAGAUGACACUCGCGCGUGCGCAUAAUCGUGACACUGUCCCUUUAAUAACUGUGGUCCUACUGUGAUUAUAAAAUUAUGAUAAAUAAUUAUAGUCGGAUACUUUGUUAGUUUCUCACCUUUCAAGGGAUAUGUUAUGUGUACAUUUUUAUGAAUUUGGAAUAAAAGUAAAGCUGCGGUGGUUGGCUUUCCAUGGCUACUAGUGGUGUGUGAGAAACAUUAGUUUCUUUUGUUUUUUUUCUUUAUGAAUUAUUAAUGAAUUUCUGAAGCUCUCGUAAAUGACCACUCUCUAUUGUUUUACAAUGCGGUCACUUACGCGAGCCCAUUCUUGUAAGUAACCAGCUCUAGUUACAAUCACUUUUUCGAAUUUCCGAGGUGAUUGCUUACGAGAGCUUCAACUGUAUUUAAAUGAGCCUUGAGUCAACUGAAUUCAUCUUUUCUUUUGUGUAUAUUAUUUCUUUAUUAUUACAGGCUUGCGCAGAGAGUUACAUGAGUGUGUCAACUGCUAGUCCUGCUAUGAUGAGAAAGAAUGAAUUAUCACAGUUCUUCAUCGGCUUGCUAUGUGAUAAGUCAAGAUGGGUAUGUUAAUCUAUGCAAAACUUGUUUUAGUUGAGAAACAUUGGUACAGGCUUUGUUGGGUAUGUUAACCUAUGCAAAAUGUGUGUCAGUUGAGAAACAUUAGUACAGGCUUUGUAAGUGAAUCACCCCUAACUGACCAUCUAAAAAAUUAAAAAUGACCAGCUAACAGAAAAUGAUCUCUUACAAGAGAUUCCAACUGUCCUUUAACUACUGGGAAAACUGAUUUUGUUAGUUUAGUUGGGCAGUUGCCAAUAUGACUAAGUGAAGGUUCAAGUUAAGUGUAAUGCUGAGUCCUCCAAUUUGUAGAUUGUUUCUUCAAAUGCCCAUGAAGUUUGCUGUUCACAUUGAUUGAUGUGUGUGUUAGGUUUUAAGGUGAAUACAAAUUUUUUGAAGAACAAUCAUGGCAAACUUAAGGAAAGUACACUGUACCCUGUAGAUCUCUGAAAUUUUACCCCAGAAAGGACCCAAAUGUUAGCUUUUCCAUUUUUGAGAAGGUUUCAAAGGUUCUCGAGAUCUGAGAAUUCAUAAACAUACCCCUCAUGGGAAAUAAAAUGAUUGUUAUUAUCAGUGUUGAUGGAAUGUUUCUUUUAGGUUCAAAUGGCUGCUUAUCAAAGUCUUGGACCUUUUAUUUCCACCUUUGCUGACCCUGGGGAAAGUGGUUUUUAUGUUAACGAAGAAGGAGUUCUUUGUGCAGUUCCUCAAAGGGAAGUGGAAACACCAUCAUCACCAACUCAGACUGAAGGAGAAGCUACAGCCAGUGAGAAUACCUCUGAAGAUUCCAAAUCAGAGGAGUAAGUUGUAUUUCAGUAGGGUAAAUCUGGAACUUGUUUUAAGCUUGAAGAGUGUGAAGGCUGGUCCGUGCUGGUAAUGCAGUUCUGAGCUCCGCAAGAGUACUUAAAGUUCAAACGAAAUAGUAUGGUUAAAGACAACAUACAGACGUUAAAGAAGGAAAACAAUGAACUAAAAGUUUUUAACGUAACCUUUCUUUUGUUCUUUACCUUUUGUACAACUUAUAUAAGCUUACAUAACUUUUGUUGACGUGCUAAUUUAAUAUCAUUUGGAGUGCGUAUUUUGUGUUAUAUAGACACUGCCCACCUAGACAAGCCUUUGCUAUUUGUGGGCAUUGUAAAUCUGAAUGAACCGUUAAAAAUGAAAUGAAAAACUUUCAGCUCCAAAAGGGUUAUGUUACAUGUAAAUGACCAUGUUGAUAAAUCCAUAUUUUUACGGAGGUGCUGGGAUCUAAUGAUAAAAUAAUGCAUUGGAAAGACGCUUUGCCUUUUUAACUCUUUAGUAUGAAAAAGGGUUCCAGUUUUACUGCUGCAUGGUAACCAUGUGAGAGAUGGUUGAUGAAGUUAGCUAUUUUUAUAUCAUGUUUAUUUCACUGAUGGUGACUUCCAUGAUCAGGAAAAUAACAGCCUGGGAAAAAUAAUUUUGUUUCUGGGCACAUUCAGUGUUUAGUGAGAGAAUUUUAUAUUUGGGGCAUCACAGGGCUUUGUGAAGAUUGUAAAAAGACAUUUUCGUAAUAAAUAAAAAAGAGAUAGAGGAUUGUGAUGUCACGCGAAUAGUCAGACGAAAACAUUAAAUCACCACACUACAGCCCCUGUUAGCCUCCCAUGUGGACGUUCUUUCGCCUCUGUUGCGCAUAUCUUCCAUACAAUGGAAGGAACACUUGACGAAGCCGUAAGAAUGACUGGCUAAGCACCUUUACGUCAGAGAAAUUGCUUAGAGAUGAUGGAAUUUUCUUGGAAUUUGCUUUUGAUCAUACGAAUGAGUGACAAGUCUGACUGAAUUUACAUUAUCAUGAAGUAAUCUUUUGGAUUAAAUUAUUUUUUUAUGAAAUCUUGUAGUGUGAAAUCCUCAGAGGAAUCCAGUGAAGAAAACAGACAUCAAACUGAGAGGCAGCCAUCGCCUGAAGCUCGCACCACAGACUCUGGCUAUAUCUCGCCUCCAGAAAUCAUGUCAAGUGAGUCAGACAUUCAAAAACAGUCACAAGAAAGCAAAGACAUUCAUACAGUUUCUGUUCAAACAAGCUCAAAAGAGUCAAGAACUUUCAAGCAAAACAUGACUACAGAUCUUGAUGAGGUCGAUGAUAAAUACUUUGAUUCUUUUCUCUAUUGGAGGACACCUUUACCUCAGGUCGACUUAGAACCUGAAGGUUUUGUAGGUAUCACAAAUGUUAACACAGAAGUUAAAAAACUGGAUAAUUUACCAGCUGGUCCAAGUGAAAUAGGUGGAAGUGAAACAAGCGGACCUUCAGUGGUUCAUCACCAUAGCAAUAUUAUUUAUCAUCGUACACUGCAGCCUCACCAUUAUCGCCCAAAGUUGUCGUUUAUGCAUGGAGAUGAUGACAGUGAUGAGGAGGAUAAUAUUGCUCUUUAUUCUUUGACUGAUGAUUUUCGUGGGCACCAUGUAGACCACGGUAUUGGUCGUUUUGAUUACGAUGACUACAGAAAGCUAAGUUUGGGACACACUUCUUCAUUUGAAGAGGAUCUUCUCAUUGCCGACCACAUUACAGCCCCUCCUGUCCAGGUAAAUAGGUUUUCUUAAUAGUAGCUUGCAUAAUUGUCCACACUGCGUUUUAUGAAUUCUCCUACAUGUAUGUAUUACUGUAAAACCACAAUAACCCCCCCCCCCCCCCCCCCUUUCUUUCUCCUGUUUGGGGGGGUCGCGAUAAGAAGGGAAUUUUUUUUUUAUAAAAAAAAGGAAGCUGUAAAUUUUUCUGGGAGUCAAAAAAAAGAGCUUAAUUCCCUCUAAAAAAACAAAAACCUAAUAAUAAACCCCCCCCCCCCCCCCCCCAUUUGUUUCAAUCAUGUGGGGGGCUUAAUAUAAAGAGGGGAUAUUUAAUUCAGCAAAACGGAGCACUAUAAUGCUUUUUCGGGCAAUCAGAAGAUGGCAUUAAUUCCCCUUAAAGAACUACAAGCUGCUAAAGCUGUUAUGCAAGCAUUGCACCAGCAACAAUGUGCUAGCUCAUAUAUACUAAUCAGUUCUGCAGUGCAUUAGAUUGACCAAUGUGUUAAAAGAUUUCUCCCAAAUGCAUCUGAAGUGUGUUAAUAUGGAUGCUUAUCUCUGAGCUGUACUGUAGAAAAGUUCACAGGUCAUGCAGCUGAAGAUCAAAAACAAAUAAUCCAAACCUCCAGCAUGUGAAUAAACCAUACUGGAUCAGUCCCCAUAAAGUGUUACAGUCAUGAUUAAAUAAUACAGUCUAUACAAUCUAUUAAUUAUUUGGUUGUGAAAAAUAAGUGGGUAGGGGAGAGGAGCUUGAUAACUUUUUUCUCCUGAAAAGGGGGAGGAGGCUUAUCUUAAUAGAGGAUUUACUGUAAACAGUGAAAUUGCCUCUGCUAGUGGUGAUUUGUAAAACCUGAAAAAGAGGAUCUUUGUCUUGUUAGAUCCUUAUUCUGUAGUAAAAAUUUCAUACACUCUUUCAUGCAGUCAACCUUCCUGGGUGUGUUACAAAUCCACAACUUUACUAGCUUCUAGUUGGUUAGAGCUGUUACUACAUUUUACAGGUCAAAAUCAAAUUCAGGUUACAUGUUUUAACCUUGGUCGAUUCUCAAUAUCCUUUCUGUCCUGGCCUUAAGUCAUGAAUAAUCAGGGCUAGAAGAAGAAGGAAGUAGAGAAUCAACCUUUGUUGAAAAAUUUCAACCUGAAUUUAAUUUUCACCUGAAACAUACACAAGUAGUUGUUAUUUUUACCAGCUGAAAGAAUUUCUGGAUUGAACCGGAUUAGAACAGAUGACCCUGCAAUAUCAAUGCACUGCUAUAAAUUUUUCUCGGGUUGUAAAAACAACAACUACUUAUGUGGUGUACGAAACUGCGACAAUCUUCCUUCUGUUCAUCUCAAUUCUGCACUUCAAUAUUAAUGAAUUUUUUUAUAUUCUUUGCUAAUUUUUUCAGCAUGUUAUUCCUCAAACCCUUCUGGAUCACUAUGUAUCCAUGACGGAACCUGCAAAAGCACAAACUAUUGAUACUGAAAUAGUGCGUCACUGUGCCUUCAGUCUUCCAGCUGUAGCACUCACAUUAGGCCGCAAAAACUGGCCUUGUUUGAGAGACACUUAUGAACUUUUAACUUCUGAUAUGCAGGUAUGGAAUAAUUAAUAACAAUGCGAACCGACUGUAAUUUUAUUUAAAUGGCUUCAUUGAUUUAUCCAAGCUACAUUCUUGGUUUGCCACUAUAAAAAAAAAUACUUUUUAUGGGGGGGUGGGGGUGGGUGGGUAACACAUUACGCCAGCCCAAUAGCUUUCAUUGCAGCCCACACAUAAAGAAAGAGACAAUUAUUUGAAAUUAACUCAACAAGGUAAAGAUUACCAACUGGCUGGAGGCAAACCAGUGAGCUAUUAAAAAUUGUGGCCAAGAAGGUGAACUCAGGAGUUCCGGGAACACCUCCAGCUGCCAGCUAGGCAGGUAUUGAACUCACUGCCUACGGGGUGCGAAUCCAACACUCUAACCACGCAGCCAUAUUGCCUCCACAACCUUGAGUCACAGUGGCUAUGUUGGGGGUCAAAACAAUUCAAAUUGAUUUCUUUACAUGAAAACAGAAAAAAGUUCCCAGGAUCUGAAAAAGUUUUGUUCCUGUCAAUCAGCAUGGCUGCCAUGAUAUCAGAUGCAAACCAGCAAUUGCUGAGAAAAUUGUGUAGGAGAAUUAUUCUAUAACAAAAAAAUUUUGAUUGAUUUUAUUUUUGUUUUGUAGUGGAAGGUUAGAAGAACAUUAGCCUUCUCUAUCCAUGAGCUAGCAUUAGUUCUUGGAAGUGAGAUUACAAGAAUUGAAUUGGUACCAACAUUUAAUAGCUUCCUUAAAGACCUUGAUGAGGUAAGAAAGCAUGCAUCUCAGAUCAGUCUUGUUCAGCAUUUCCUUUAUUUGAUGUUCCAGCUGUUUGUUGAGCAGUGUAUUGACCCAUUCACCUUGCACCACCUGUGCCCGGAUCCACUUCCCCUCUACCACUUUUGAGGUCAUCAGUUUCAAUGGUCAGAGAUAACUCUGUCAUCUAACUUGUGGAGGGGGAAAAAAUCCUUCAAACCACACUAUAAUUAGCAUGAUUCAGUCAAAGAGGCUGGAGAAAAAGGCAAAAAAAAAAAACAUGUGAUGUUGACCCAGAAAAUCCCAAGAAAAUGUUGUUCCUAUACCCACUUGCACUUCCUGGGUUCCAUCUAAUCCUUAGAUCCUAUAAGCUUGUCCCCAGAUUUUUCCUACCGUAAUGAAGCCUAGUAAAUGCGUAACCAAGGAAAAAAAACAGGGCAAGAGAAGCAUAAAGCAGAGGGGGGAAGAGAACAGAAAAAGUCAAGACUGUUGCGUCACUUUUAAACCAAAAAAACUAUCUAGAAAUUUUGCUUCUGUGCAUGCCCAAAUUUUGGGAGCUGGUGUUUUGUGUCUGGAACAGAAGGCUGCAAAGUUCUUGACUUAUAGAGCGGUUUUCAUUUGAGUGUCGAAAAGUAAUUGGUUUUGCACUUUCUACACGAUGCGAUUGGCUUAAAAGAUUCGCGCCACCUUUUCAUCCAAUCAGAAGUAAAACCAAAGCCAAUUGUGACUCGCUUUGCGUCAGCCACAUGUAAUUACUUCGAGUUUUGAUUGGUUCAAUGUAUUGUCUGUGUCCUAUGUGAUUGGCCAGAGUAAUUACUUUGGUUUUGGUUUUACGACACUCAAACGAAAACCGCUCUAAACAGGGUUUUGGGUUGGGUUUUUGACACCAGAAUACAGCUUGACCUCCUUGAAAAGGUGAUUUUCUACAAAUGUGCCUUAUGUUACUGGCUGAAAAACAGCUCUCCACUGGCUCAAAGUGCACUGGGAAGCAAGGUGCAAUUGAGUUUAAAGCCGGAUUGACUAAUAAAUAGGCCAGCUUUUCAUUUGCUACAUCUGUGGUUGACAAAAGGAAGUUUUAAUCUUUAUGAAGUAACUAUUAUUCUUAAGUUGUAAGAGUAACAACCCUAACAAUAAAUUCCCUUCUUUUAGGUGCGAAUAGGAGUUUUGAAACAUCUGGCAGACUUCAUUAAGGUGAGAUUUACAUUAAGUGUGGUUACUGCUGAAGUAUUUUCUUUAGUUAGUAGUGGUCAUGCCUUUAGAGUUUGAUAGUUUGAUAUGUACAGGACCCCUGAGAUUUUGAAGCUGAGGGUUCAGGAUGCUUUUUUGUACAAAACCUAAUGCAAACACAGCAUGCCAUAAUAUUAUGCACAAUGACAGACUUCAAACUGGAAUUGCAUUUAAAGGAUUUCUUCUGAGUAUCCUUUUCUCAAAUUGUUAUUCUCUUAAAUACAUUUGCAGCUUCUUCCACCAGACAUAAGGACUGAUUACCUCCCCAUGUUAACGGAUUUCCUUACAACAGACAAUAACAGGAACUGGAGAUUUCGAUUUGAGCUGGCAGAGUAAGUGUUUAGUGUAGAUCUCAUUCUGAGUUUACGCCACCAGUAAUAAUAAUUUGGUUAUUUGCUUUCGUCAGUGUUUAUAGCACUAAUGCCAUUGUGGCUGAGCAAAUGCAUAAAACAAAUAAUCUAAUUCAAACAUAAUAGGGUUAAGAAUCCCAACUGGCUUAACUGGCUGGGGGCAAAUGAGCUGGCUGUUUACAAGCAUGGCCAAGGAUUUGAACUCGCGACUACCGUGAACAGCUUUCAGAGCAGGAAUUGAACUCGUCCAGCAACCUAACCACUUGACCAUGUGGCCUCCUCAGUUGCUAAAGUACAGGACUUCUAUUUUUUUAAAGUCCUCUGCCCUAUCCACCCCAUUGCACUUCCUUAAAAGUCAGAUUUUAACAGUAAGUACAUGUAGCAAUAAACCUUUUCUGUGGACAUAAAAGUGUCUUUAUGUUAACCUAUUUCUAUCUUUGGUUUCAGGCAGCUUAUGUUGCUGUCCGAGUUGUAUACACCAAAACAAGUGCUGCAUUACAUCUGCCCUAUUGCUAUUUCACUUGCAACAGAUAGAGUCGCUGAUGUCAGAAUAAUUGCAUUUAAGCUGGUGAGUACGAAUAAUCACUCUUUUAUCAGAGCUACAAUAACAGUCGGUCAUCAGGCAAUGUGCGAUAGAAAAUUUAUCUAUGUCCAACACCAGGACGAUUGUUAUUACAUUAUUACAGCUUUCUUCAGAUUCAAUUGCACAACUAGGGAAAAAAUAUAUAUGUAUAUAUUUUUUGUCAUUCUUUGAGGGAAAGCUAAUGGCAUUGAGACAAUAAUUUAAACAAUCAGAUGAAUAUUAUUUUUUCCAUUUUUGUUGAUUAUGGGUUUUCGUUUACCAUGUUGUAGAUUGGUGUGUUGUUACAACGACUCCAUGAGUGUCCUGAGGAGGGACCUGUACACAAAUAUGUCUGUGAUAUAAUCAAUAAAUUUGCUCAUAGUCCACAAUGGACCAGGCGACAAGCGUAAGUAUAUGACUUAAACUUACAUAAGACAUUCUACAACAUUGUUUCAGAUAAUAUGUUCUUGACCUAGUGAAGUUUGAAUUCUUUGAUAACAUUCUGUGCAGAUGUAACAGGUCAAAAUUAUAUUCAGGUUAAAUAUUUUUAACAUAGGCCGAUAAGUUGUUUCCUUUGUCUCUUAACCUUAAUUCAUGAAUAAUUAGGGCUAAGAGAUGAAGGAAAAAGGGAAUCAAUCUACAGUCUCAGUUGAAAUUGUUGGGACACAUUGCUGUCUUCUUGCCCUCCCAAUAUUGGUGUGCAAGAUUUGGUGAGUUAACUGCUAUAAACAACAUUGGUAGGAUGGGGAAACAGGGUAGAAGCAAAAAAAUAAGCAUAGGGUAGAAGUGUCCGAUCUAUUUUUGUCUGUGACUGUAGGUUAAAAAUGUUUAACCUGAAUAAAAUUUUGACGUGUAACAGACAAAAGUAAAAAAUUGACACACAUUUUGAUAAACCAUUUUCUCUCAUGAAAUAAAUUAAUGCAUAACACCUUUUAGGUAUGCACAGCUCUGUCAGAACCUUUUAGAAGAGAAUGUUGAAACAGGAGAGCAGUUUUGCCAGGAGUUCUUACCAAGUCUGCUUUUCCUCCUGUCUGAUCCUGUUCCAAAUGUGCGCCUCAGUCUGGCCCGGACCCUGUCCCAGUGUGUCCUUAUGACAGGUACUGUCUAUCAUGAUGAUGAUAGGUUCUUAGCUAUACUGUCUUCCUGCCUAAUGACAACAGGAGGAGGGAGUUACGUGACUAAGAAGAGUACUAGUCUUAUUUUAGGGUGCUUUCCUUCAAUGGAUUGACGGGAAAAAGGCUUAUAAAGGAACCCUGUAAGCCCAUGCAGCUGGAGAUAAUUUAAUGGACUGAACAAAGACAAUAACAUCUCACUGUUUGUCAAUGGACAAACAGAUCCUGGUGCAGUCAAAGCUAAAAGAAAAUAAUAAAAUAUGCGAGGACAAAAAAAAUUAUUUGCUUGGAGACUCUAUAUCCAAGUCCCAGGCUUUUUUUUAGAAUUUCACAUUACCUCGUGAGCUUUAUGAAAUAAACUCAAUGCAAACACUCUCAUGAUUUAGGGGGUCUCAAUGACUAACUUAGAUGUCAAAAUUUUUGUGGGAUGGCACCUGAUAACACAAACAUAAUUCUAAUACACUAACUCUUUUCACUCUGAGACCAAGUAAUGACAAGAGUAUUUCUCACAUCAACUGUUAAAUCUGUGGGCAGAAUUCUUUAGUGUCACCAUUCAAAUGAAACCUCUUUUGUAGAACUUAAACAUGGUACUAUUUAUUUCUCAAGAUUUUAUGGUAAGGAAUUUGACUUUUGUGGGAAUUAUUUAUCCAUUUGCCCACUGUAAGGAGUGAAAGGGUUAACUAACCAGGGCUGUCAAGGAAAAGAUUUCAAGAUGCAGACAUAUGCAAUUACUGGGCAGGAAAUUGAGCAACACAGAGCUGAUCUGGUUCUAUUUCCUUUUGUUUCCUGUGAAGGUAGCUGAGGGAAAUCCCGGGCCCUUAGCCCUUAUAGCCAGAGAAAACAGCCGACAUUUGGCAAUGCUACCACUGGUUUCCUCACCAAAUGACGUCUGAGAAGUGAGUGCAGAAAUUCCAUACUGAUGAUGCGUCACUACCCAGAUCUGGGUAGUGUUUCUGAUCGGUCGUGCUGCGUGGGAAAUUUGAUUCAACCAAUCAGAAGCACUACCCAGAUCUGGGUAGUGACGCAUCAUCAGUGUGGAAUUUCUGCACUCGUUUCUCAAACAUCAUUUGGCAGGGAAACCAGUGGUAGCGUCGCCAAAUGUCGGCUGUUUUCUCAGGCUACGGCCUUUAUUGACAGCACCGUGUAACCAAUUUCUCAUUUUUGUAGAUUACUUUAAAGAAACAGAUAGUGAGGGGAGAGAUGCAGUCCAUUCAGCCUUACAGAGGCUUCAACAUGAUCCAGAUAGGGAUGUUAGGUUCUUUGCUGGUGUUGACGAAGAUGCUUUAGAUGUAGUAUAUGAGGACACAUCUGUUCAUGCUGCUGCAGAGGCAGAGUAUAACUUACAGGAUACAAGCUCUACUCCCCAGGAGGAAAUAGAACUUGAAAAUCAAACAACCCAGGAUGGAUACAGCGAGGAGCAUUUAGAUGAAAAAUAUAGUGAUAACUUAGAGAAUAGGACUGAGAUUGGGGAUAGGAUAGAACUGCUGGAAGGCAGUGAUCAUAUGUCUUUGGAUGAGAGUUCUGUGGAGGCCAGCGAUGAUGUAAAUGCUGUCCAUGAGUUUGAAGAGAAUGAAAGAAGAUUGGAUGAUGAAUUUGAGGAUGCUGCAACAAACUCUAGAAAUGAUCUUGUGGAAGAGGAGAAUGAAAGGGAAUCUGCACCGACUGAAGAAUAUAGUGAGGAAACUUCACAGCCAUCCGAGGUAUUAUGAAAAUAUUUAUCUGUUAAUAAUGGCUAUUAAUAAUGGUAAUAGGACUAGUGCUGUGAUGAUACAUCUUUCCACAAAGCGAUACAGAUUGCGAUACAAUGUCCAGUAUGAUACAAUUUUAGAUUAUUUGAGAGACUAGACUAGAUCUCCUGUGCACGUACAAGACUGGAGAAAUGACAAGUGAAAAAUAUUUGUAAGCAUGCGUUUGUCCAACAUCCUGUCUGCCAUCUUGAUUGAGACAAGAAGCAAGCAAAACAGGGAUGGUUUUCUUUUUUGUCGUCUAUUUCCAUAAUACGUUGCCGUACAAACUAUAAUGAUCCUUAACAAGAAAAAAAAGGAAAUUAUAUGAUCAAUGGCAUUUGCUAUUUUAUUAAUACUGAAAUCAGGGCUAGCUACUAUUAGACAAUCAGAUUGGAGUCUACAUCUAGCCAGAUUUAUUCUGUGACACCACCAAAAAGCCCUUUUAUUCAAGUUCAUUAUUUACAAUCGAACCUCUCUAAUAUGGACACUGAAGAGACAGAGCGAAGUGUCCAAUGAUGUCACUUUUAUGACUCCACUUAGACUUUUAAGUGUUAAGUAGCUAACACCAGGCUCACACUCAUCUUUAAACUGCAUUUAAAGUUAUUAAUUCACAGUACAAAGACACUGUCUUUCAGUAGCAUACAACAUUGUACAUCUGAGCUACAGAUAAAUAAUUACAGACUGAUACUGUUUUAAAAGGAAUUGAGCUACAGCGCAAUGCUGCAUGUAAAAAGUUGUAAUGUAAAGCACAAUAAUAUUAUUCUUAAAGUGUCUUUUGCUGUUUUCUAAGUAAACAGUAACUAGAGUACAACAUGUAAUAGAAAAGAUCUUUAUGCUAUCUGUAGUUAUUAAAGCCUUCAAAAAGUCGGUUAUGUUCCUCUGUGCCUUUGACACUGAAUCAUUGUUUGGUAUACAGCGACUGGGCUUUAUAUCACCUUGCAUAGCUCAUCAGCCAGACUAGACAGGAUUCACCCUGCACAGGUUCACCUGAUUGGGAUUCGGGUUUCACCUGACCACUGCCGUGUCGAUAAUAAAGAGUUUAAGUUUAUAUCAAUUUACUCUCUGGGGGCAAGAUUUAGAGAGAGUCUGUAUUAUAGAGGGUUUUUCUUAAAGAAAAUUUAUGAAAAGUUUGUCGGGAUGUUGAAAACCGUUGCUAGUAGGGAGGUGUCCGUAUUAGAAAGGUGUCCAUACUGAGAGUUUCAAGUGUAUCUCUUUAUUUUAUUUUAUUUUAUUUAUUCAAUCUCAUAUAGCAUGUUUAGGUUUUACAAGAACAACAAUUGAAUUAUUUGUCAAAAAAGGGAAUUGAUUAUAACAGUGGGCGGGCAUAAUAAUGGUUACAUAAAAUAAUAACAGAGAUAAUGUUGGUGUCAUCACUAAUCACAAUGGAUAUUAAUUAGACAGUAGGAUAAUGUUAGUUGUAAAAUAUGUAAAGAAGUCUAUGAGUAAAAAGUUAACCAUUAAAUCAUGUAUUUCUAAAUUUUAAGUAAUUGAGUGGAUAGGCUAUAAGGCUUCUUCUAAUUAUUCCUUCUAAAUCUUCAGGGAUGAUAUAUACAUGUGAAAUCUAAAAACGAAAAUACUUUAAGAUUAUUGGAGGAAGUAUGUGGGCUGUUUGCUAAAAGUGAUUUGUUUUUGUCUCCUUUCAUUUUUAGGAUCCUUCGGAUUUAACAAGUGAGGAAGUGCCAUUACAAAGUGAAAAUAACUAGAAAUACAUAUUAUACAAAUAUCAUCAUCUCUCAAGUCUUGAGUUAUUUUGUGUUGACUAUCAAACUUAAUAAUAAUUAUUAUUGUACAUUAAUUUUUUUCUAAGAUAUUUUGACAUCGCAACCAAAUUCCUAUGCAUAAUAUUAUUAUGUUUCUGAUUUAAUUUAAUGCCCCAGGUUGCUUUGUUGUGAAUUGGGCAAAGAUUAAGCCUGUCCAAGGCUACUGAAUGCUUCCCAGGAGCUGUUUUUAUUAAUAAUUAAAACUCUAAGUUAAUUAUGAGAUCAUAGUGGUUACAUAUUGGAUUGCUGAGGAAAGUGUAUUCCAUGAUGAAUAAUAAUAUUAUUUGGAGUUCAUUGUGUGUACAGAUGAAUAUUAUGUUUUGACAUGGGUAAAAGAUUUGAUGGUCAGUCACCCCAUCACUAAAUUGAGUUCAGGAUCAAAACAAGUAUGAAACUAGUUUAAUAUCCUCACAUAAUCCAUUCAUAGACAUUUUGUGGAAUUUUAAAGUACUUUUUGAUUUUGAUACUCAUCUGUAUUUUUUGGAAAUAACUCAUCAAGGCUUAUUUCAUUUGUACUAAUUAAUCAAUGGUGUUAGGAGUGGCAUAAAAUUUAUUGCAGAGUUUUCAGUAAAUAAAAGGAAGUUGGGAUGUGAAGUUGACAUUGACAUU
Molecule: messenger RNA, 22260 nt
Organism: Porites evermanni
Lineage: Eukaryota; Metazoa; Cnidaria; Anthozoa; Scleractinia; Poritidae
Source: the annotation of a GenBank genome assembly